AUGGGCAGAUGUGGCCAUCAGGGUCAUAAGAUAGCAGAGUGCCCUCGCAAUCGGCAAGUAUCACAAUCAGAUCAGAGGCCCCAAGCUAGAGGGACCCAACAAGUGCAAGCUUCUCCUACUCCGGCUCAGUCAGCUCAGCCUUCUUCUCCUAAGCAGCAGCAAGGGGAGAGGCUGCGCACACAGGGUCGUAUUUAUGCACUGACUCAGCAGGAUGCUCAGGCAUCUAACAUUGUGGUGUCAGAGUAUGAUUUGCAUGUUAGCACCCCUGCCAGUAGUGGGACGAUUGGUAAUCAGGUCUGCAAGACUUGUCCAGUUCAGAUAGUAGGUAGAGACUUGCCUGCUGAUUUGAUAAUUAUAGAUAUGUAUGACUUUGACACAAUUCUCGGUAAGGAUUGGUUAGCAUCACACUUUGCUGCCAUUAACCGCCAUGAAAAGCGGGUAGUGGUGCUCAUACUUUCCCUCGAGUUCUCUACUAUGCACAUUAAGCAGCCUGUACGUGUGGUUGAUAGAAAGGAACAAGUGUUGAGGAGGUGCACGAUUCCUUAUGUUAAGAUUCAGUAG
Phoenix dactylifera (date palm) is the source of this 561-nucleotide messenger RNA. The record is from RefSeq and is a predicted model, not a curated record. NCBI's taxonomy places the organism in Eukaryota, Viridiplantae, Streptophyta, Magnoliopsida, Arecales, Arecaceae.